AUGCCGUUCCCAAGCAAAGCAUGCAAGACAUGCAAGGCUCGUCGAGUGAAGUGUGAUGAGACACGGCCGCGAUGCAAUAGAUGCCUAAAAGCAGAUCGGGAGUGUUAUGGCAUGCCCACGGUUGGCGAGCCCGAUCAUGUAUAUCACCUAGAAAAUGCUUUCGCAAGCGGUGUCAAGAAACGGCCUCGAGGGCCAAGACCACGACCAACCCCAGCAGCUCAGCCUACAGCCCCUAGAAAAGAAUCUACAAAACAAAUGUCUCUCGAUUUGAAAACCCAAGCAGUGCAGUACUAUAUGGAACAUCACCUCUGCACAUUCGAAGACGCACCUGAUCUCGUGAAAGGCGUCUACGAUUUCCCAUCUCUGUGGAUCUCCCUGAAGAAAUACCCAAUCCUCGACCUCGCCAUCUCGUCAAUAGCACUUGCCGUAUUCUCACGUGCAAAGGACCAUCCAGCAGCCUCAAUAGAGGCUAACGAAAGCUACCACCGACUUUUAAAACUUACACAGCAAACCAUUUUCUCUCUGGACGAGAGCAAUGUCGAUAUUUGCUUGCUGGCAAUCUUCUUCAUGGGACGUUACGAGCAAGUCGUCCACAGUCCGGAACCGUCACAUUUGCAGUUGAAGUUCCCACUGCAUUCAUGUGCCCAGAGUUUUUCGCAUCAUGAUGGGAAUCUGGCGAUUUUAAAGAGUUGGAAGGAGCAUUCGAGUGAGAAGCUGCCUGCUACGGAUGUCAUCAAGCGUGUUAGGAGGGGUAUGAUUAGGUCUGCAUUGUUGCGGAAUAUUGCGCUGCCGCAAUGGAUUGUUGAUGGUUCACAGUUUGGGGAGAGGGGUUUAGAGCUGGAGUAUGAUCGUUUGAUGGUGCGGCUUGUCGAAGUUCGUGAGCGACUGACCACAAUUGCGGACGAACAGAUACAGCGAGGAUUUUUGUCUCCAGAAUUCAUAUCCUUGGCGAAGGAACUGGAUACAGAAGCACAAGAGGUUGACUUGAAAUUGCAAGACUGGGCGACUCGAUUCCCUAAAUCCUGGGCAUACCAGCGACAAACCCUAGAAGACCCACUUUCAUACCCGACGAAAGACUUUUAUUCAUCAAAUGUCCUUACUUAUCAAAGCCUUGGACACGCCGCUGUAUGGAAUCUAUAUUUCGCAACAAGAAUCCUGGUCAACUGCACUCGCCUCAGUAUUCUCGAAUUCAGCGAUCAUGAUAACAAUAAGCAACGAACUGAAUGCUUGAACAUUAUCAACAACGCAGCGACCGACCUCGCGUCGAGCAUUCCGUUCUGUCGCCAGAUCAUUUGCAAUUCAGAUAACCAGGGCUCAACUUUAGGCCCAAAACCUUUCACUAUCAACCACAAAGCGAGCGAAGAGGAAGAGCAACAUGUCACUGUGACAAUUGUAUGGCCAUUGUCGAUCGCGGCAGGGCUUGGUCGUAUGGCGGUGAAACCAAGAGCCUGGUUUCGUGCUGAGCUGGCUCGGAUCGGACGAAUCAUUCAUGAUUCGAUUCUUGCUGAUGCUGAAAAUAACGAGUGGCUACAAAAAUGA
Cadophora gregata is the source of this 1539-nucleotide messenger RNA. RefSeq lists its product as uncharacterized. The coding region runs from base 1 to 1539 and encodes 512 amino acids. Gene Ontology annotation, molecular function: zinc ion binding; DNA-binding transcription factor activity, RNA polymerase II-specific. Lineage: Eukaryota; Fungi; Ascomycota; Leotiomycetes; Helotiales; Ploettnerulaceae. The record is from RefSeq and is a predicted model, not a curated record. Gene Ontology annotation, biological process: regulation of DNA-templated transcription. The transcript is spliced from 2 exons.